CACCAACUAAUAACAUCAUUUCUCUACAGUGUGUACGGAAGUAAACUAUGACCAAGAACAAUUUACACAUGAGCGUUUUUUCAUUGUUAUUUGGACAUUUAUAAAUACCAUGGAACUCAAAAUAUGGCUCAUUUAACUGCGCAGCAUCACAUUCCCCAUCUAUUAUUUAAUUCGCUUUAGAGACAGGACUUGGUUGUUAGACGUUAUCUUGGUAUCGCUAGCUGCUAACAAUGGCUAACUGUAUGGUUUUUCACACUCAAAUAGCCUCCAUCAUGGAGGUGCUAGCAAAUACAGCGGUGGCAGAGAUCUGUAAACUCGUAGAUGACGACUAUGCAGUGUUUCGUUUGGAAAUAACUCAAAGCCAGAAAGAAAACAGAGGAUUGCGGAGGAAACUACUGGAAAUGAAGGUGUCACGGGAGCGCGCAGAGAGAACAAUGCGAGAGCGCGUCCUCGCCAGUCGUCCCAGUAGUGUCAAGAUCCUCGACCGAUACAGAGGAAUGGCAAGAGGACAUCUCACUGGAGGCCACAGAAACUUUGUGAAGCCAGCGGGGCACAAUACAUGGAGAGAUGACCAACAAAUCACUGUUGAUGAGGGGAGUGGAACCUCAACCCAGUAUGUUAUCAUGAUAGAGUCUGCAGAUGGAGAGGCUGCAGGUACUGGAGGAUCGUGUCUGGUCAAGCAGGAGAGGACUGAAAGAGACGACCCACAACACAGCAGAGAAAUCCAGACUGUAGACACGGGGGACCAUUCCACCACCGCUAUGCCCCAGCCCAGGACCAGACGCAGCAUCACGGCAGUCAGUGGAAUGCCGAACGCCGUCCUCAAGUCCGAGACAGACAAAGAGACUUUAACUGUAACCAAAAGGCUUUUACACACAGGAUCUGACCACAGGUCAGAUCCAGAGAGACUGAGGCUGGGGCCACUGGGCUGUCCUGCUGUUCCUGGCUCAGAGUACUUACCAUUAUUUCGUCAGAGCCAGAUGACGGAUCAUUCCUGUGGAGAUGGUGAUUGUGACGCAUUAGACACAGGCAGUGAUGAUCCGUCUUGUUCUUACUCUACAGAGCUGGACCCUGGCAACAUGCCCUUGGGUUUAGAGACACAGACUGAUAUGUCAAGAGGGGGCUGGAACCGGUACAGUAGUAGUGUAUACUUUGAAGGGUGCCUAGAUAAGAAAGGGGAAGGUCUGGUCGUAGAUGAAGUGAAAGUGGAGGGCGACACUCCUCCCACACAGAAUGGAGAUCGUCACCUUGGAGACGGACACUCACAGGGCAGAGAUUUCUUAGAUUACAGGGAAAGCUUAGAGACAAAUCCAAAUGUCACAAACCACUACACUUUACACUCAUUCAGGGACCCAGUGUCCACGUCGAUGGGACCUUCCGACCCACACGGCUCAAAUGACAGGGCUAGAGCCCAGGCUCAGGGAGGGGAAGCCACAUCAGGCAAUAGUAAAGAUAAACGGUUCCUCUGCAUGUUCUGUAACAAAGGCUUCAGCUGCCUCCAGAAGGUGGAGAUCCACCAGAGGGUCCACACAGGGGAGAAACCCUUCAGCUGUACCCAGUGUCAGAUGCGUUUUGCCCAGACUGGUGACCUAAAAAGGCAUCAGAGGGUCCACACGGGGGAGAAACCAUUCGGCUGCCACCUGUGCCAGGCUAGUUUCUCCCACUCCUCCAGCCUGAAAAGGCACCAGAGGGUCCACACAGGGGAGAAACCCUACAGUUGCCCCCAGUGUGAGAAGAGGUUCUCCCACCAGCACCAUUUGAAGAUGCACCUGAAGGUCCACACCGGAGCGAGGUUGUUUGCCUGUACGCACUGCGGGAAAAGUUUCUCAGAGAGGAGCUACCUCAGAAUACACCAGCAGAAAAAACAUUCCAUUCUAUAACAUAUAAAGUAACCAUUCUGCUCAAAGUUUAGAUCAAACCUUGCAUUAAAGACAAAGAUUAAUUUGUUGUCAGCAGAAAAAAACAGAUGCAUUUGGUAUAACAAGAGUUACAGAUUUCAGUGUUAAAAUAUUCCUGAGUAGAAUAUUGCAUCGAGACAGUGUGUGAUAUAUAAUAUAUACAGUGCCUUCGGGAAGUAUUGAGACGCCUUGACUUUUUCCACAUUUUUUUACAUUACGGCUUUAUUCUAAAAUGGAUUAAAUUAAACAAAUCCUCAGCAAUCUACACACAACAACCCAUAAUGCGAAAAUAGGUUUUUAGACAUUUUUGCAAAUUAUAUUACAAAUAAAAAACACCUUAUUUGCAUACAGUACCAGUCAAGUUUGGACAACUACUAAUUCAAGGGUUUUUAUUUAUUUUUACUAUUUUCUACAUGGUAGAAUAAUAAUGAAGACAUCAAAACUAUGAAAUAACACAUGGAAUCAUGUAGUAACCAAAAAAGUGUUAAACAAAGAUUCUUCAAAGUAGAGACCCUUUGCCUUGAUGACAGCUUUGCACACACUUGGCAUUCUCUCAACCAGCUUCACCUGGAAUGCUUUUCCAACAGUCUUGAAGAUGUUCCCACAUAUGCUGAGCACUUGUUGGCUGCGGAGGCAGGGACUGGGCGACUAGUUGGGAAAAAUGAACGGAGCAAAGUUCAAACAGAUCCUUGAUGAAAACCUGCUCCAGAGCGCUCGGGACCUCAACCUGGGGUGAAGGUGCACCUUCCAACAGGUCAACGACCCUAUGCACACAGCCAAGACAAUGCAGGAGUGGAUUCGGGACAAGUCUCAAAAUGUCCUUGAGUGGCCCAGCCAGAGCCCGGACUUGAACCCGGUCAAGCAUUUCUGGAGAGACCUGAAAAUAGCUGUGCAUCAAUGCUCCCCAUCCAACCUGACAGACCUUGAGAGGAUCUGCAGAAAAUAAUGGGAGAAACUUCCCAAAUACAUGUGUGCCAUGCUUGUAUUGUCAUACCCAGGAAGACUCAAGGCUGUAAUUGCUGCCAAAAGUGCAUCAAAAAAGUACUGAGCAAAGGGUCUGAAUACUUAUGUAAAUGUGAUAUUUCAGUUUUGUUUUUGUAAUAAAUUAGCAAACAUUUCUAAACCUGUUUUUGCUUUCUUAUUAUGGGGUAUUGAGUGUAGAUUUAAUUUUUUGAAUAAGGCUGUAACAUAAAAAAAUGUGAAAAAGGUCAAGGGGUCUGAAGACUUUCCAAAGGGACUGUAAAGCCUAAAGUUUGUUGAAUAUUGUGUUUGUACUGUAAGCUCUACAAUGUUCACAAAUGUCUGUUUCAUUACUUCCAUUCAACUAUUGUUUCGACAUUUUUUAAUAAGAAAAUUACGGCAAUUUAUCAAGUACAUGCAGAAUUUUAGUUCAGACAUGUUUGUGUGGUUUUCAUAUGGUGUAUUUAAACUAACUUUGUUUGAAAAAUCCAAUUUUGUGUUUAUUAAACAUUCUAAGACCCAACAACGACUUAAUAAAUAUACCUACACUAACAAACACCUACAGUACACAUCAAAAUAGUUUAGUCAGGUUUGUCUGAUGACUUGACUUAUCAUAGCUGACUUAUUUUUACCCACAAAAUCAUAUUUACAGUGCCUUCAAAAAGUAUUCACACUCCUUGAAUUUUUCCACAUUUUGUUGUGUUACAGGCUGAAUUUAAUUAAAAUGGGUUAAAUAGAGAUGUAUUGUCACUAGCUUACACACAAUACCCCAUGAUGAAAUGAUGAAAUAUCUUGAGUAAGUUAGUUUUCAACCCCUUUGUUAUGCCAAGCCAAAAUAAGUUCAGGAGUUAACAUUUGCUUAACAAGUCACAUAAGUUGCAUGGACUCACUGUGUGCAAUAAUAGUGUUUAACAUGAUUUUUGAAUUACUUCCUCAUCUUUGUACCGAACACAUAUGUCAUGUCCCUCAGUCGAGCAGUGAAUUUCAAACACAGGUUAAACCACAAAGACCAGGGAUGUUUUCCAAUGCCUCUGAAAGAAGGGCACCUAUUGGUAGCUGGGUUAAAUAUAAAAAGCAGACAUUAAAUAUCCCUUUCAGCAUGGUGAAGUUAUUAAUUACACUUUAGGUGUAUACAAUACACCCAGUCACUACAAAGAUACAAGAAGGAAACCGCUCAGGGAUUUCACCAUGAGGUGACUUUAAAACAGUUAUAGAGUUUCAUGGCUGUGAUAGGAGAAAACUGAGGAUGCAUCAACAACAUUGUAGUUACUCCACAAUACUAACCUAAUUAACAGAGUGAAAAGGAGGAAGCUGGUACAGAAUAAAAAAUAUCCUGAAACAUGCACCCUGUUUGCAACAAGGCACUAAAGUAAUACUGCAAAAAUUGUGGCAAAGCAAUGUCCUUAAUACAAAGUGUUAUGUUUGGAGCAAAUGCAACACAUUACUGAGUACCACUCUCCAUAUUUUCAAGCAAGCAUUAUGUUAUGGGUAUGUUUGUUAAUUGGUAAGGACAGGGGAGUUUUUCAGGAUAAAACAACCAGAAUGGAGCUAAGCACAGGCAAAAUCCUAGAGGAAAACCUGGUUCAGUCUGCUUUCCACCAGACACUUGGAUAUGACUUGACCUUUCAGCAGGACAAUAACCUAAAACACAAGGCCAAAUCUACACUGGAGUUUCUUACCAAGAAGACAGUGAAUGGCUGAGAUAUUUAUCUAUUUAAUUUUCAAUAAAUGUGCAAACAUUCAAAUAA
Oncorhynchus masou masou (cherry salmon) is the source of this 4606-nucleotide messenger RNA. RefSeq names its product zinc finger protein 233-like. The coding region runs from base 231 to 1880 and encodes 549 amino acids. Lineage: Eukaryota; Metazoa; Chordata; Actinopteri; Salmoniformes; Salmonidae. The transcript has 3 exons. The record is from RefSeq and is a predicted model, not a curated record.